Anopheles funestus (African malaria mosquito) is the source of this 1944-nucleotide messenger RNA. RefSeq lists its product as uncharacterized. The record is from RefSeq and is a predicted model, not a curated record. The coding region runs from base 302 to 1663 and encodes 453 amino acids. The transcript is spliced from 3 exons. Gene Ontology annotation, cellular component: extrinsic component of mitochondrial inner membrane. NCBI's taxonomy places the organism in Eukaryota, Metazoa, Arthropoda, Insecta, Diptera, Culicidae.
UCUCCAAAGUUCUACAACUUACCAACCAAUAAUACCUAAUACAUUUUUAAACAGAAAAAUACGAGUUCUCAAGAUGGCUAUAAAAAUAAUUCAUAAAUAUCAACGUUGUUUGGUGCGUGAGCGUUUCCCUCACAAACUACGAGUAUGACAACAGACAGUUUGUUUUGUUUCCGCGCGUUUAAUUUGCCAUUCGCCGAAGCAGCUUGGCAGACAAUUCGGUGCGUGCGUGUGAAAUCUUUUCAGCUUGUUAUCUUGCUUUUAUUCGCGCUAAAGUUAUUUUGUGCCAUUCCCUCCAUGUGCCAUGAUGUCCCAGUACAGGAAUUUCAACCCAAACAGAUGCAACGUAUGCUUCCAGAAUUCUCCCACCGAGCCAAACGAGAAAAACAAACCGAAGUUCUGCGCGAAGUGCAAACUCAUAAAAUAUUGCGGCAAGGAUCAUCAGAGAAUAGACUUACCUAUUCAUCGAAAGUUUUGUUCUGCCGUACAUUCGGUGCUUACGAAAAGUAAUACCGAUCAUAUACUGCGCUGCGCUGAACCAUUUCUUGAAACGCCUUUUCACGCCGAACCAGAGAAUAAGCUCAUUCUCAUGAAUCACAUCAACUGUUGCAGUUUGUUGUUAUCGAAAAUUUUAAACCGUCCCCUGUAUAAUCAUGAGCAGCUGCUGAUCAACUUUGCUUCUUUAUGCAACGUCUGUAUGGAGUACCAAUCGCAAAAGCUUUUCCUCUGUGAAGAAUGCCAACAGGUAGCUUAUUGUAGCAAGGAACACCAACAAAGCGACCGAGACAAUCAUUCCAAGUGGUGCGAUGGACUGCGUAUCAACUUUUAUUAUGAUGGUAGCCCGCUUCGCUUUCCUGAAAUCAUGUGCUCCGUGUUUUCUUUUGCCGAUUGUGAAAAGUUUCACAGCCAAUUUCCAAAGGAUACGUUCGAGCUGGCAAGCGCAAUGUUGCUGAAAGUAAUCAAAACUUCCGACACACAACCGGUAAAAGAGCUGGCACAACAGAUAGAAGACAUAAAAAUGGCAGGAAUGUAUUCAUCGGUAGGUACAAUUCUGUAUAUUCUACGCAAAGUUCAUUUGUACGAGGAAAUAGGAAACGAACUCAACCUGUUCGUGCUGGGUGCGGAAAAGGAUCAUUUGUUAUUUAACACGGUUACUGAAGCGGCCAUUUUCUCCUAUUUGCCAAAGUUACGACGUCUUCGACUGUUCUUUAUUGGGCCCAACCUAGAUGAAGCGGAAAGUAGCGUUAAGCAUUUUACAGAGAAUCGCACGGUUGAGAUCGAAAAGUACCGUUGCCUGUAUCAUGAAUUACCCGAGAAUUCAAACCUUCCCAAGCCACAUCUCGCAAUUGCUUUCAAUUGCGGUUUUACCGAGUUUAUCGGUACAUCAAAACAGACUUGGGACAAAACAAUUCGCAACAUUCUAACCAUUCCGAAUCUUCCAUUCGCUUUUACGUCAUACACGCAAAGAGAAUCCUUCGAUGAUGCUAGUAUCGUAGAAAGUAUUGCAAACAAAGUUAAUGAAACAAACGGAGAAAUCGUAUAUGUGGUUCGAAACGCAGUAAACCCAUUCCGCCACCCGGUACCACUGCGCAAUCCUAACCUGGAUGAUACAAAUCACGUAUUAUAUCACGAAAAUGGAUACCUUUCUGUUUGUGUGAUGCACUAAGGAUAAUGUCGUUUACAUUCUUUAUAUACACAUGUUUUUCUUUUGUUUUGAAUUACUUUAUACACGCCAUGAGAAAGCACAAAUCUAUAUAGGAAAACGAAAACACAAACGAUCUUGUAAGCGGAAGCUUACUGUUCCAUUUCCUUUAUACACUAUGUACAACGGGAUAUUAUCCCCUUUUUACGCAUAUAUUUUAUAAGACAUAUUGAUGUACCUAUUCACGAAUUUAUAAAACAUCACUUCAAUAAAGUACAACGAUUAGGAUAAAGUAAAGUACGCAA